AUGCCUUAUUUUUCUCGUAUAACAUCUGUGAAACAAUGUUGCUUAUGUGUCGAUUUAAAAAUAGGAUGCUUUAUUAUAGCUAUUAUUGGAAUCCUCGACUUCACGGAUAUCGGCCUGGUCUCGCUCUACCCGAUCUGCAGACAUAGUUCUAAGCAAAUCCAAAGUCUCAUAAGGGGAAUUGUCGCCUUGCUUGCAAUCGUUGCCAAUAUUACUGUGGUGUUAACAAGCAUUAUCUUUAUUUAUGGUUUAAUAAAGAACAUAGCAAAAACAGCCGUGUGGUUCAUGUACGCGAUAUUCUUCUCGAUGGUCGUACGAAUUUUGUAUGUUAUUUUAACAAUCAUCUCCGGUCUCUUCUUCGAAGGGUGUUAUCUCUUCGAUUGGCAUAUUCUACAUCAAGUCAUUAUGUUUUUCGUUUGGUUCCACUUUCUGUCAGUAGUGAAGAGCUACCAUGAAACUAUGUGA
Molecule: messenger RNA, 462 nt
Organism: Parnassius mnemosyne (clouded apollo)
Lineage: Eukaryota; Metazoa; Arthropoda; Insecta; Lepidoptera; Papilionidae
Source: the annotation of a GenBank genome assembly